AUGUUAGCAGUUGCAUCACUUAAACGUUCACUUGAAUUUGAUCCAGUUGAACAAGGUGUGAAACGUAAACGAGCAGAAAUAAAAUUAUCACCAACAACAUUUACAAUCAAUAAUACUUCAUCAUCACCUACAAAGCAACAAUCAAUUUUUACUAAAUCAUCGACGAAUAAAAAAACAUCAUUAAAAUCAUGUUCACUUGCUGUUUUAACAUCAUCAUCAACUGAUGAUACACCUAUGUUUACAUAUACACAAACUGCUCAAAUGUGUGCUCGUCUAUUACGUGAACAAGAUAAAUUAAUACGUGAACAGUAUGAACAAUUAUUAACAACGAAACUUAAUGAACAAUACGAACAAUUUGUAAGAUAUUCACAUGAUAGUGUUCAUAAAAAUCCAUCGAAACAACAACUUUUUCAUUUUGGUCAACAGCAAGAAACCGAGAAUACAUCAAUCACUGCUUUUUCAUAUAUUUCGUGA
Molecule: messenger RNA, 474 nt
Organism: Rotaria sp. Silwood2
Lineage: Eukaryota; Metazoa; Rotifera; Eurotatoria; Philodinida; Philodinidae
Source: the annotation of a GenBank genome assembly